This is a messenger RNA of Glarea lozoyensis ATCC 20868, 1380 nucleotides long. Its product is annotated as RING/U-box. Lineage: Eukaryota; Fungi; Ascomycota; Leotiomycetes; Helotiales; Helotiaceae. The coding region runs from base 1 to 1380 and encodes 459 amino acids. The transcript has a single exon. Gene Ontology annotation, molecular function: zinc ion binding. The record is from RefSeq and is a predicted model, not a curated record.
AUGGAUACCCCGUCACAACCUGAUAGUUUACUUUCUCGAGGCUCACAUCUGUCCGACCCCUCACAGGCCUACACCUUCCAUACAGAUCUCGACAACCUGUCCGGUGGCACGACAGAGACGGCACUUGGUGCAUCUAUUUCUUCUAUCCACAAAAUCUCCACUCUAAAUCUCCGUCAUACAGUCGACCUCAGAGCGAUUACAUAUGGGGGCACCGUGGAUGAGAACUUGGUGUGUCCGAUAUGUCGAUGUCCAUUCGUAGAUCCUGUCUUGACAGAUUGUGAUCAUGUUUUUUGCCGUGCGUGUAUCGAUGAUGCACUGUCGCAUGGCGAGCUGUGUCCGGUCGACCGUUUACCCUUAUCCCAAGCAACGAUAGCGAGGGCGCCCAAAAUGGUCUUCAAUCAGCUUGAUGCCCUGAAAGCAAAAUGUCCUUGUUGCGGCAACAUUUUUGCAAGAGCCAUCCUCGAAAACCACCUAGAAAAGUACUGCCUAGAAGCCAUGGUGAGGUGUCCCGGGUCACUUUCUGAGCAAGGAUGCACUCAAGUGGUAAAGAGGAGGCUUUCUACUCAGCAGUGUCUUCACUACCCAGCGCAGUGUCCAGAUUGCUACGAGACAUUGGAGCAGAUCGAGAUGGAGUCUCAUCGACAGACCCUGUGUAGAGAUAGGACAAAGCUUUGUGACUAUUGCGAAGUCGAAAUCCUGCGGUGUGAGGAAAUUGAGCAUAAAGCAGAAUGUCCAGAUGUCUUACAGAUAUGCAAAUGGGCGCAAUAUGGCUGUCAACAUGAAUCAAAACGGAGGGACCUUUAUUUACAUGCUGAUGACUGCCACUUCAAAUCCAUAGGGCCUAUGGCUGAGAUGUUGAAAGUCGAGAUUAGUAGUCUGCGAGACGAUGUACGGAAUUUGACGGAGACAAACCAACUUCAGGAACGACGCAUUAAGUUUCUCGAGAGUGGACAGCGAGCUUCUGAUCGACCUAUGGAUUUGAUGGAUCUAUCUCUUGCUAGUAUGCCGGAGGCAGCCUCUACAGAUUCUUUGGAUUCCGGACAUGACUACCUACUUUCAUUGCUAGAGACCCAACAAAGUCGGCUCAGCCAUCUUUCAGCCGAGCUGUCCGAUUUUCAGGGGAAGAACACGAUGAUGCUCUUUAAUGAGACAUUGCCUAUCAAGAACGAACUUGCCGAGUUGAGAAGCACACAGCAAGUCACUUGUAUGCAUGUCCGAUGGCUGAUGAGGUUUCGUAUGCAAGAGAAUCAAAGGAGGUUUGGGGUUAGUCCUGGGUUGGCAUCAACUGGUGGUCCAGAUGGUGGUAAUGGAUUCGGAAGUGACAUAACUUUGUCACGUAGGCUGAGUGACUCGUCUAGAGAUGUGAUUACGAAACUGUAA